CUUUAUGAUUUCAAAUGGUACUUUCUUCUGAAUGAUGGAAAGGGAGAAUGAAAGGGCAAAGCUUGGCCUCCAGCCUGUUAACUAUCAUGGAAAAUGGCCUUUGAAGCGUGCCUCUGUGUUUCAGGAACCUUUAUCUGCAGCUCUCUCUGCGCUUACUCUUGUGCAAUUUAAUGGGUGGCUAUCAUUUUUCCUCUUGCUUUAUUAUAAACUUCCUCUACGGCCAGAAACUCACAAGACAUACUAUGAAUACACUGGCUUGUGGCACAUCUAUGGGCUCCUUGCCAUGAAUUCAUGGUUCUGGAGUGCCAUAUAUCACAUUUGUGACACAAUUUGGACAGAAAAGCUAUAUUUUUCAUCAGAUGCUGCCUUUCUAGGGUAUUCCCUCAUUUUGACGAUACUGCGGACUUCAAGUUUAAGAGACGAAGCAUCUAGAGUUAUGGUUGCCGCUCCUAUUCUAGCAUUUGUGACAACCCACAUUAUGUACCUCAACUUCUAUGAACUUGACAAAGCAAUGAUGCAGCUCCUCAAGGGCAUCAACAGCUACAGGUCCUCGCUCAAGGUCCCGGCGCUGUCCGAGAAUAAGAACACGACGUGCCUGGCCGAGCAGCUCGCGAGGCAGUUCAAGGGGCACGAGUGCACCAACACGUUUUUGGAUGCAACUAUAUUUGCAUUCUGGGCGAAGACAUCAGUGGAUAUUGAACCAAAGAGAAUUAGGCUGAAGUCAAGCAGUUAUACUUCAAAUACUAUGCUUGACACUGUGACAACAGCAACAGUGCAGGUUGUAACAUUGCUCUAUGGCUCUAAACAUGCUACGAAAAGGAGACUUGAUAUGCUAGAAAAGAAGGCUCUAGAGUGCAGCGAGCCCACUGUUCCAUCCAGCAAGCAGGUGUUCGAUGAAAUGCCUGCCCGAGCCUGGCAAGUUUUUGAAAUGGCAAGCUAA
Zea mays is the source of this 940-nucleotide messenger RNA. RefSeq lists its product as uncharacterized. Gene Ontology annotation, cellular component: endoplasmic reticulum membrane. Gene Ontology annotation, biological process: GPI anchor biosynthetic process. Gene Ontology annotation, molecular function: hydrolase activity, acting on ester bonds. The transcript has 7 exons. The record is from RefSeq and is a predicted model, not a curated record. The coding region runs from base 32 to 940 and encodes 302 amino acids. NCBI's taxonomy places the organism in Eukaryota, Viridiplantae, Streptophyta, Magnoliopsida, Poales, Poaceae.